CGAAUGCACAACUGCAGCAGAUGGCACUAUUGGAAACGGAAAUAAUAGAAGAUCGAUUUUGCUGUCACCGGUUGCCCGGCUGCUCGGUGCCGUCACCGUUCGCGCACCGUUCGCACCAUCACCGAUGCCCACGAAACGACGCGGUGAUCAAUUGAGGGAUUGUUCCGUUACAUUACCAUUGGAUAUUCUAUGGUUACCCAAAGCGGCUAUGAGGCCCUUCGGGCCAGAUCCUUCACACUCCGAUUGCGUCCUCGUUGUAGGCGUAUCGAGGCCUAAACUGGCAGCGCUCUUUCUUUCGGUGAUGCUGCUAUCGCUCUUUCUAACGUUUCACAUCCUGUACGAUAGUGCGGUGUACAGCAUACAGGCGGCCACUGCUAUUUCGGAGAAUAAAAUAGCCAUACUGACAAAUCACAUACCCAAUCCACCGGUUAUCAAUCAGCCUGUCGUGUUUCCGAACCGAAUACACUUUCCCAAAACUAGCCGUAGGUUACCACAAUGUUUAAUAAUAGGAGUGAGAAAAUGUGGCACACGCGCCCUGCUCGAGAUGCUGUACUUGCAUCCAAGGAUACAGAAGGCCGCCGGCGAGGUGCAUUUUUUCGAUCGCGACGAAAACUACCUGAGGGGGCUCGAAUGGUACCGGAAGAAGAUGCCACACUCCUUCCGUGGCCAGAUAACGAUCGAGAAGAGCCCCAGCUAUUUCGUGACACCAGAGGUUCCGGAACGAGUCCGAGCGAUGAAUGCGUCCAUCAAGCUGCUUCUAAUUGUAAGGGAACCCGUAACGAGAGCAAUAUCCGAUUACACACAGCUUCGAAGUCACGCGGCGACGGCAACACUACCCCAGCAACAGAGUCUAUCGUCAACUUCUCCUCUGUCGAGGUCGUUUGAGGAGUUGGCCAUCCUGCCGAACGGAACGGUCAACGAGGCGUACCGACCGUUGGCCAUCUCGCAGUAUCACGUGCACGUGCACCGUUGGUUGGAGGUGUUCCCCCGCGAGCAAUUACUGGUCGUCAACGGUGACCAGCUUAUCGACGAUCCGGUUUCGCAGCUGCGCCGCAUUGAGGAUUUUUUAGGCAUCGAGCCACGGAUCGGUAGCAAUAACUUCUACUUCAACGAAACGAAAGGCUUCUACUGUCUGCGAAACGAGACGGGCGACAAAUGUUUACGGGAGACGAAAGGCCGGAAGCACCCACGCGUCGAUCCGGUCGUGAUAUCGAAGUUGCGUAAGUUCUUCGUUGAACACAAUCAAAAAUUCUACGAACUCGUCGGCGAAGACCUCGGUUGGCCGGAAGAGUAA
Molecule: messenger RNA, 1294 nt
Organism: Anopheles maculipalpis
Lineage: Eukaryota; Metazoa; Arthropoda; Insecta; Diptera; Culicidae
Gene: Hs3st-A
Product: heparan sulfate glucosamine 3-O-sulfotransferase 5
Exons: 7
Coding region: 125-1294 (389 amino acids)
Molecular function (GO): [heparan sulfate]-glucosamine 3-sulfotransferase activity
Source: RefSeq, a predicted model, not a curated record